Messenger RNA from Ostertagia ostertagi, 372 nucleotides. Lineage: Eukaryota; Metazoa; Nematoda; Chromadorea; Rhabditida; Trichostrongylidae. The record is from the annotation of a GenBank genome assembly.
AUGAACGGCGGUCGGUUUGAUUUCGAUGAUGGGGGCACGUACGUGGGAGGCUGGGAGGAGGGGAAGGCAGAGAAUGGACCACAGGGUCAGAAGGGACGUACGCUGUACGAAAUCGGCCACCUCCAAGCCAGAUACAAGGCACGUGUAGCGCGAUACCACGACGGUUACGGCACGGAGAUCUACGUGGAUGGUGGCAACUAUCAGGGCCAAUGGUUACGUGGCUUACGACACGGCUACGGUACUCGACGUAGCGCCACGCAUGGCCAGGCGGCUAAACUUCGGCCCAAGUCACAUACGCAUGCCUCCCUGACGAGUUUACGAAGUGGUCGAGGUGACGAGGAGAAUGAAGACGACGAAGAAAGUCAGUCCUAA